Daldinia vernicosa is the source of this 1969-nucleotide messenger RNA. RefSeq names its product TMS membrane protein/tumor differentially expressed protein. The record is from RefSeq and is a predicted model, not a curated record. Bases 162 to 1604 code for a protein of 480 amino acids. NCBI's taxonomy places the organism in Eukaryota, Fungi, Ascomycota, Sordariomycetes, Xylariales, Hypoxylaceae. Gene Ontology annotation, cellular component: membrane. The transcript is spliced from 3 exons.
CCGCAGCCGCACGGCGUCACGCCAACUUCGACCAGCAAGCAACGCCUCAUCCUAUCGUAAACCCUCUUACCUAUAAUUCUUCCCUUCAACAAACCCCUACUUUUUUAAGUACAACAAGAACAAAAAGGACAUCAAUCCGGUAUUGAAACCCACCAUCCAGGAUGGGAGCGCUCCUAUCUCUUCCCUUCUUGGCGCUGCCCGGCGCUGGCACGCUGAUAUCCUGCGCUGCUAGCUGCUGCGGCGCUGCCACCUGUUCCAUGGUCUGCAGCGCCUGCGGGAAGUGCGGCAACAGUGUUGCUACCCGUAUCGCCUACGCUCUCCUCCUCCUCGUUAACUCGAUUCUCUCGUGGAUCAUGCUCACACCCUGGGCCAUCGAAAAGCUACAACACCUAAUGUUGGACUAUGUGAAGAUCGACUGUCCAAACGGCAAAUGUUACGGCUGGCUGGCCGUUCACCGAAUCAACUUUGCCCUCGGGCUCUUCCACCUUAUCUUGGCCGGCCUGCUAUUUAACGUCGCCUCCACGAAAAACCCGCGAGCCUCUCUCCAAAACGGCUUCUGGGGCCCUAAAAUUAUCGUCUGGCUCGCCUUCAUCGUCAUAUCGUUCCUUAUUCCCGAUGCCUUCUUCCAGGUCUACGGCAACUACAUCGCCUUCAUCGGCGCAAUGCUGUUCCUCAUCUUAGGUCUUAUUCUCCUUGUCGAUCUUGCGCAUAAUUGGGCCGAGUACUGUCUUGAGCAGAUCGAAAAGACCGACUCGAGAGUGUGGAGAGGCGUGCUAAUCGGUUCAACCCUCGGCAUGUACGUUGGUUCGCUAGCCAUGACCAUCAUACAAUAUUUCUUCUUUGCUCGUAGCGGCUGCUCCAUGAAUCAAGCCGCCAUCACCAUCAACCUCCUAUUCUGGAUUGCCAUUUCGGUUAUCUCGGUCCACCCAACCGUCCAGGAGUACAACCCUAAAGCUGGAUUGGCGCAGGCCGCCAUGGUCGCAGUCUACUGCACGUAUCUCACAAUGUCUGCCGUCUCGAUGGAACCCGACGACAAGCAGUGCAACCCCCUAGUCCGUGCCCAGGGCACCCGGACGACAUCCGUGGUGAUCGGCGCCAUUGUAACGAUGCUGACAGUCGCGUACACCACCACGCGCGCGGCAACCCAGAGUCUGGGCCUUGGUAACAGUAGGGGCGGCAUCAAGCUCGCAGACGAGGACGAGCACGAUCUCGUGACCCAACAGCCAGGACGUCGGGAGAUGCGAAUCGAGGUUCUACGCCGAGCAGUCGAAGAAGGUAGUUUACCCGCCGACGCCCUGCUAUCCGACGACGAAGAGGACGAGGAAAGCGGCAAGACGCCGCAUGAUGACGAACGGGGCAGCACGCAGUACAACUACUCGGUUUUCCAUAUCAUCUUCUUCCUGGCGACGUGCUGGGUCGGCACGUUACUCACGGGCACAGUGUCAGGUCUGGAUGACCUUCCUCAAGACAGCGACUUCGCAACCGUCGGGAGGACGUACUGGGCUAGCUGGGUCAAGAUUGUUAGCGCUUGGAUCUGCUACGGCAUGUACAUCUGGACCCUGGUGGCACCUAUCGUCCUACCGGACCGCUUUGACUUUUCCUAGAGUGAACUGUAGGGGUCUUUUGUAUAAUUUAGUUAACUACCUACUUUGCUAUGUUACCUAGAAUGCUGAAGCAUUGUUUAUUAGAGUGGUAUUUGUAAUCAGCGUUCUAUGUUAGUAUCUCUGCUUAAGCAAAUGCUCAAUUGCGCAAGUUCUUGAUUGUUUUAUCUCGUUGCGUCUCAUGUGUGUUGCUGGGCGGUCGUUUGUAUAACUUACCUAAGUAACCUAGUAUGUAGCUACUUAACUGUAAUAUCAUGAGAUGGAGUAUUUACCUUACCCUCAACGGCUUACAGACAUACGUGAUUUAUUCCGUAGAUUUACCAGUUCAUAGCGAUGGCGUGUACGAAGGAAGCAAAAGCAUAGGCCCG